UAUUACUGUGGUAACCAUGCAGCGCAUCAAGGCUCCCCUCCGUGUUAUCACGGCCUUGUCGGCUAGGCAGACCGAGCUGGCGCAGCAGCGCUGGUUCGCUGCUCAGCCGGGCCGGUCGAACGAAGAGGAGUAUCAGCGAUUUUCUCAGGACGCUGCCAGGUCUCAUGUCAACUGGCCCAAGAUUCUCAACGCCCCGCUCUCGGAAGUGGAUCCAGAGCUGCUGGACAUUAUCGAGAAGGAGAAGAACCGCCAGUUCAAGGGCCUGGAGCUCAUUCCCUCGGAAAACUUUGUUUCUUCGUCCGUCAUGGAGGCGGUUGGCUCCGUCAUGACCAACAAGUACUCGGAGGGCUACCCAGGCGCCCGCUACUACGGUGGCAACGAGUUUAUUGACAUGGCUGAGCGGCUUUGUCAGGAGCGGGCGCUCCAGGCUUUCCGUCUGGACCCGGCCAGCUGGGGUGUCAACGUGCAGUCGCUGUCCGGCUCACCCGCCAACUUCCAGGUGUACACGGCGCUGCUGCAGCCGCACGACCGCAUCAUGGCGCUGGACCUGCCGCACGGGGGCCACCUCAGCCACGGCUACCAGACCGACACCAAGAAGAUCUCAGCCACCUCCAUCUUCUUCGAGCAAAUGCCGUACCGCCUGAACGAGUCGACGGGUCUGAUCGACUACGACAUGCUGGAGAAGACCGCCACACUCUUCCGACCCAAGCUCAUUGUGGCAGGCGCCUCCGCCUACACCCGCCACUACGACUAUCCGCGCAUGCGGGCCAUCUGCGACAAGGUGGGCGCCUGGCUGCUUGCCGACAUGGCUCACAUCAGCGGCCUGGUGGCGGCCGACGUGGUGCCCUCGCCCUUCCCCUACGCCGACGUCGUCACCACCACCACGCACAAGUCGCUGCGAGGGCCGCGGGGAGCCAUGAUCUUCUUCCGGCGGGGGCAGCGCCGUACGGACGCCAAGAGCGGCAAGCCGGUGAUGUACGACAUCGAGGACAAGAUCAACUUUGCGGUGUUCCCCGGGCUGCAGGGCGGCCCACACAACCACACCAUCGCCGGUCUGGCCUGCGCGCUCAAGCAGGCGGCCACGCAGGAGUUCCAGGCCUACCAGAAGCAGGUCCUGUCCAACAGCCAGGCCCUGGCCGCCGGCAUGUCCCGCCGCGGCCACACGCUGGUGUCCGGCGGCACCGACAACCACAUCGUGCUGGUGGACCUGCGGCCGCGCGGGGUGGACGGCGCGCGGGUGGAGCGCGUGCUGGAGCUGGCGCACAUCGCCGCCAACAAGAACACGGUGCCGGGCGACGUGAGCGCGCUGGUGCCGGGCGGGCUGCGCAUGGGCAGUCCGGCGCUGACGUCACGCGGGUUCGUGGAGUCGGACUUUGACCAGGUUGCCGAGUUCGUGGACCGGGCGGUGACCAUCGCGGUGGGGCUCAAGAAGCAGUUCCCCAAGCUCAAGGAGUUCAGGGAGGCGCUGAGCAAGGAGGUUCCCUCCGACAUCACCUCCCUCAAGAAGGAUGUGGAGGUGUUCGCCAAGCGCUUCCCCACCAUCGGCUUCGAGAAGGCCACCAUGCGGUACCAGGAUUGAGCGGAGGAGGAGGAGGAGGAGGGCUGAGGAAGGGGAAGUGAGGAAAGAUGGACCUUCUUGACGAUGGUGGCAAUCCAGGAAGGGAGGGAGGCCGGUUGAGCACGCCGUGCCGUGCAGGGUUUGAAGAGGCUGCAAGGAGGUGCUGGGGCUACCGAUAGGGGGCUGGGCUCGGCUGCACACCCGGAAGUGGAGGCUGAGAGGUGCCUCGGGGUCCGGGAAACGGGUACAGCGGUUCAUAAUGAUAGAAGGGGCCACUGCUCGGAAAAUCGCGGGCGGGCACAGUCCGCAUGGACCCUGGUUUCUCGUAAAGGCAUGUUGAGGCAGGAACGAGCAGGAACCGUGAGAGGCAAGCAAGCGUAAUUGAAACUUGCAAACGUGAUGGAAACUGUACAGUUUUGGCAGGAAUGGACCGAAUAGUACAGGUAUUGCACACGUUCGGCGAUCAGCUCCUGAAUGCAGAGCGGAUGACAUCCAUGCAUGAUUUGUACGGCACACGCUGUACGGUCGAUAAACCUUUUCUGCUGCGGAUUUCCCUGCGCAUUACCGCACCUUUUGCCCUGAACCUAAUUCUUGGCAUUGUUAACUCUGGACGUGUCUCGGGC
Messenger RNA from Astrephomene gubernaculifera, 2181 nucleotides. Lineage: Eukaryota; Viridiplantae; Chlorophyta; Chlorophyceae; Chlamydomonadales; Astrephomenaceae. The record is from the annotation of a GenBank genome assembly.